Molecule: messenger RNA, 1254 nt
Organism: Penicillium cataractarum
Lineage: Eukaryota; Fungi; Ascomycota; Eurotiomycetes; Eurotiales; Aspergillaceae
Product: agmatinase
Exons: 2
Coding region: 1-1254 (417 amino acids)
Molecular function (GO): metal ion binding; agmatinase activity
Source: RefSeq, a predicted model, not a curated record
AUGCCCGCCUGGAAGUCUCUACUGAGCGUCCUGGCUCUGGCCGGCACCGCAGUAUCCUGCGCCCACCACGGCGACGCCGAAGUCGUCCCCGAACAUGAGCGCGAAGAGCUUCUUAAGAAGUGGGAUCAAGAGUGGUCCUUCUCCGGAAUAUCAACCUUCGCCCACCUUCGCCCCGUAAAAUGUCUCAUCGAACCCACCGAAAACUACGACAUCGCCAUCAUCGGCGCCCCCUUCGACACAGCCGUCUCCUACCGACCAGGCGCCCGCUUCGGGCCCCGCGCCAUCCGCGCCGCCAGCGCCCGCCAAAUGUCGGGAACCAGCUACAACACGCGCGCGGGGAUAAACCCGUACAAAUCCUGGGCCAAGAUCACCGACUGCGGCGACAUCCCAAUCACCCCCUUCGACAACGGGCUGGCCGAGAGACAGAUGUACGAGGCGUUUCUGGAACUGGGCUCGCGCAAGAUUGUCAACGCGCCGGGUGGCAUUGCGGGUGCGGGCGUGGGCGCGCGCCAUCCCAAGCUUGUUACGCUGGGCGGGGAUCAUAGUGUUGCGUUGCCGGCGCUGAGGGCGUUGUAUCAGAUUUAUCGGAAGCCGAUUACGGUGCUGCAUUUCGAUGCGCAUCUUGAUACGUGGAAUCCUGUGCGGUACUCGGCUUAUUGGCAGAGUGAGCAGACCCAGUUUAAUCAUGGGAGUUUCUUCCAUAAGGCGAGUCGCGAGGGGUUGAUUUGUAAUUCGACCUCUGCGCAUGCUGGAUUGCGCACGCGUUUGACUGGUGUGGAUGAUGGGGAUUAUACCACUGCUGGACCCGAGCAGGGCUUUAUUCGGAUUCAUGCGGAUGAUAUUGAUGAGUUGGGUCCGAUGGGUGUGGUGGAUGCGAUUAUGCAGCGUAUUGGCAUGGAUCCUGAGCAGCCGGUUUAUUUGUCUGUGGAUAUUGAUGUGUUGGAUCCUUCGACUGCCCCCGGAACUGGUACUCCCGAGCCUGGUGGUUGGACCACUCGUGAGUUUAUUCGCAUUCUGCGUGGACUGGAGAAGUUGAAUCUCGUUGGUGCCGAUAUUGUCGAGGUUUCGCCUGCCUAUGAUAACAAGGGCGAGACUACUGCGUUGGCUGCGGCCCAGGUCGCCUUUGAGAUUAUUACCAGCAUGGUCAAGUCUGGUGUUGAUGAGGAGCUGGGCGGCUGGUAUGGACGUCGUGAGGAUGGUUCGGGUGGUGUUGGUGUUGUUGAGGUGGAGACUGCUGCCAAGGAUGAGCUGUAA